AUGCAUUUCAGAAAGGGGAAAGGAAGCAGAUCCACCUUCUCCGCAAAUUACGUAUCGAAUGCAGUGAAAUUCACCUUGGUCGCAGUACUCAAGCCUAAACUUCACGCUCUUUUUGGUUGUUCUAGGAACGCUAAGGGCUCUCACCGUCAGAAAGCCCGUGUGACGCUCAGGCCCCAACGUCUUGAAGGCUGCCCACGAUCCGACACCAAUGUAGCGGUAUUGGUCUCCGCAGCAAGAGUCGCCGGCCAGGCAGGCACGAUACCUACUCUGAAGGGCCGCACGAAGCGGAGAGUCUCAAGUUGCUCAGUGUCUACGAACCGCCAGCCUCUCAAGUGCACCCAAUACCCAAGUCAGCCCUUUGCAUUCACACCUCGAACACCGCCGUCCUGCUGGGCACAUCGAUAA
This is a messenger RNA of Trypanosoma grayi, 405 nucleotides long. RefSeq lists its product as hypothetical. The record is from RefSeq and is a predicted model, not a curated record. Bases 1 to 405 code for a protein of 134 amino acids. The transcript has a single exon. Lineage: Eukaryota; Euglenozoa; Kinetoplastea; Trypanosomatida; Trypanosomatidae.